Messenger RNA from Nematolebias whitei (Rio pearlfish), 1988 nucleotides. RefSeq names its product suppressor of cytokine signaling 9 (gene socs9). Gene Ontology annotation, biological process: phosphatidylinositol phosphate biosynthetic process; intracellular signal transduction. The record is from RefSeq and is a predicted model, not a curated record. Bases 197 to 1828 code for a protein of 543 amino acids. Gene Ontology annotation, molecular function: 1-phosphatidylinositol-3-kinase regulator activity. Gene Ontology annotation, cellular component: phosphatidylinositol 3-kinase complex. The transcript has 2 exons. Lineage: Eukaryota; Metazoa; Chordata; Actinopteri; Cyprinodontiformes; Rivulidae.
CCCCCAAAAAAAACUAUUAAAUGCGAAAACUUUUGAAAAGGUGCUUAAGGUUGAUGAAUAUUGCCUUGGACAAUGUAAAUAUUUCAAACAAGCGCGUUGUAUGUGGAUGGAAAUCUUUUUAAUAACAUCUGACAAUAAGGCAUCUCCACUCAACUUUCUGAAGUGGUUCGACUGUCGCAGUUUCUCCACAUAAUUUAUGAUGUCCUUGCCAAAUGAGUCAGGAAACAGGGGGAAAGAUCGAGAGAGGGGUGCCCGUCCGAAGGUGAGACAAAGCCGGUCCGAGGAGAGAAGAGAUGCGGGUGGUGGUCGAAAAAGUGCAAAGUUAAAGAAAAAAGGUGCCUGCUUACACGAAACUGCAGCUGAGCGGCCUGCCAGUGAUGGCUUUGAGUAUGGUGAGCUGCUAAAUGAACUGGAGGCCAGGAGGCAAAACGCCUCAUCCCCCCUGAAGGAGAGUUGGAGAUGGCAGGGCUUGGAUGUUGCUGCAUCAUUAUUAGAGCAAGGGGUUACAGCCAAGGCAGGUUUGGUAACGGUUAGCUCUGCUACAGACUUACCCGCUCUCAGUGAAACAGAGGGCAGAGGGUCAAGCGCCAGCCGCACUUUAAGGCAAAAAAUCCAGGAUGCAAUGGGUCAGUGUUUCCCAAUAAAGACUCACAGUGCAGCAGCACCGGCUCCACCCCCACAGGCUUUUUCAUCGUCAGCUGCCUGUGCCUCCUCCAGGCGGAAGAUCCAUCUCAGUGAGCUGAUGUUGGAUGACUGCCCUUUCCCUGUUGGAUCGGAGCUGGCUCAGAAAUGGUAUCUCAUUAAGCAACACACGGCCCCCAUUACCCAGCCUCCCCUGUUAGAUUCUGCAGUAGUCUGCAGUGCCCCAACUUCAGCAAUGACGGCUUCUGUGGAAGAUGUGGAUGACAAGUUACGAGAGCGCAGGCGCAUCAGCAUCGAACAAGGUGUUGAGCCACCACCUAAUGCGGAGAUUCACACGUUUGAGGUGACAGCCCAAAUUAAUCCUCUCUACAAGCAUGGCCCGAAGCUGGCUCACGGGAUGAAUGAAUUAGCUGAGACCGACAGAGCGUCUGUCCAUCAGCAGCAACAGCUUCUUCUCCAAAGACAAGAGCAACACCAACUUUUACUACAGAGCUGUUUGGACACUCUUGACGAGGUUGUAGCUUCAGCAUCAGCCUCUGCUCGCACGUCUGAAAUGGCCUCCGACUCUUUGGUUGACCCAGAAGUAAAAAUCGCCAACGUGACCUCAAGAGCCCCACGCCCGGAGACUGAGCAUCAAAAAUCUCACGAAGGCUACCGUAUUCACACGCAGAUCGAUUACAUUCACUGUUUAGUACCAGAUCUGCUGCAGAUCACUAACCUCCCGUGUUACUGGGGAGUCAUGGACCGCUACGAAGCAGAGACACUGCUGGAGGGGAAGCCUGAGGGCACCUUCCUGCUGCGUGACUCCGCCCAGGAAGACUACCUCUUCUCUGUUAGCUUCCGCCGCUACGGCCGCUCGCUACAUGCGCGUAUUGAACAGUGGAACCACAAUUUCAGCUUCGAUGUUCACGACCCCAGUGUCUUCCAUGCUCCCACAGUGACGGGUCUGUUGGAGCACUACAAGGACCCCAACUCCUGUAUGUUUUUCGAGCCUCUUUUGUCCAAUCCCAUCCAUCGCACACACCCUUUUAGCUUGCAGCACAUCUGCAGAGCCGUCAUAAGCAGCUGCACCACCUACGAUGGCAUCAACAUGCUCCCCAUUCCAAAUGCUUUGAAAAAACACUUGAAAGAAUACCACUAUAAACAGAGAGUGCGUGUACGACGGAUGGAUACGUGGUGGGAAUAAAAAAAAAAACAACAGAAUGCAUUUUUAGACUUUACGUGUGAACUUUGAAGCUAUAUGAACUUACACUACCACACUACUGUACUUAUUUAUUUUAUUCUUACUGUAUGUUAUACUAACUGUAUUCACCACACUGAUGAGGCAAUGUUUAAUCACAGCGUUC